ACAGCGCAUGGUUUACGUAAAGGCUGUAAUUUGUUAGUUUUCAAUAAAAAUACGCAUUUUAUGUGCUACAAAGUGCAUAUUGCUAACUAAUUUAUAGUAAAUUUCAUCAUGGCAACUAGCAUAUCUCGUUUGUUUGAGCGUAACCUGCGGAGCAGCAAUAUGCACAAUGUGCGGCUUUUCAGCAGUCAAACGCCGCAGCAUCAGCAACAACAACAGCAGCAGCAAAGUGAAUUUGACGACGAAGAGGAGUUUCGCGUGCUAAAUCUACGCACCAUUAAACAGCAAGCACGCCGGCGAGAAUUCAAAAAAGAAGCAGUGCAGCCGCCACGCACAGGACGUAUGGCUGUGGAUCAGGAUUGGACGGCCGUUUGGUCAGGACCGCGGUCCUUUCAUCCAGCCAGCGUACCGCUGCCACUGCGUCAAGGCUUUACAGAGCGUGGCGCUGCAGCGCCCUCGAAGUACGCAAAUGCUGAGCUUAUGAAGAUUCCCAACUUUCUGCAUCUAACGCCGCCAGCAGUAAGACAACAAUGCGAGGCUAUCAAAAAGUUCUGCACGCCUUGGCCUAAAGGUUUAGAGAAUGAAACCAAAUGGAAGCGUCACUUUCCUGUGGAAGUUGUCACCACAGACUAUUGCCACAGUCUACCUACAAUAAGGCAUCCAGAUGCGCGUCGCGUUAGCCUUACACUAAAACUUUCCGACUUGCAAUUCGAUACGCAUGCAAAGGAUAAGUUUUUGCGUUUGGUAGGUGAGCGCUAUAACCAGGAGACGGAUACGCUGACAUUUGUAACCGAUCGUUGUCCCACAAGGAAGCAAAACUAUGAUUACGCCAUGUAUCUGUUAACGGCUUGCUAUCAUGAGUCCUUUGUCAAGGAGCCCUGGGAGGACAGCAAGUCUGAGGCCGACAUGGAGGUAUAUUUCUUUGAGCGCAAUCAGUCUAAGCUCUCUGCCGAGGCUAUACUGAACUGGAAUGGGAAGGGCGAGAAAGUGGCUCCCAGUGCAGAGUAUGCUACAAGUGUGGAGCAACUUAUAAACGAAGGAGAGAAUGAAUAUAACAUAGCCAAGUAUAAGGAAGAAGUGCUUAAAAUGCUUAAAAUCGCUGCCUAAAAAACUAAAUUGCAAUCUACUUUGUUACGACAUAAAUUUAAAAUAAAAAGCUAUUUAC
Messenger RNA from Drosophila busckii, 1162 nucleotides. RefSeq names its product 28S ribosomal protein S35, mitochondrial (gene mRpS35). Gene Ontology annotation, biological process: mitochondrial translation. The coding region runs from base 109 to 1104 and encodes 331 amino acids. The record is from RefSeq and is a predicted model, not a curated record. The transcript is spliced from 2 exons. Gene Ontology annotation, molecular function: structural constituent of ribosome. NCBI's taxonomy places the organism in Eukaryota, Metazoa, Arthropoda, Insecta, Diptera, Drosophilidae. Gene Ontology annotation, cellular component: mitochondrial small ribosomal subunit.